Messenger RNA from Frieseomelitta varia, 1928 nucleotides. RefSeq names its product homeobox protein MSX-2. Gene Ontology annotation, biological process: regulation of transcription by RNA polymerase II; cell differentiation. The coding region runs from base 307 to 975 and encodes 222 amino acids. Gene Ontology annotation, molecular function: DNA-binding transcription factor activity, RNA polymerase II-specific; RNA polymerase II cis-regulatory region sequence-specific DNA binding. The record is from RefSeq and is a predicted model, not a curated record. The transcript has 3 exons. Gene Ontology annotation, cellular component: nucleus. NCBI's taxonomy places the organism in Eukaryota, Metazoa, Arthropoda, Insecta, Hymenoptera, Apidae.
CCCCCACCUCGGUAUUCAGCAACGUGCGCUUGUCAAGGAGGAUGACGACGAUACCAGGUUCGGACAGGCACAUCCGGUCAUCUCUCGUGAUCCUCGACAACGCACAACGACGCCGGGCGUCCGCACGUUAGCAUGAAACUCGACUCGUCCGUGGCUAAGGUGUCCUCGUGCCGAAACAGAUCACUCACAGCUCAGCUGGCACACGCGAUCUUGUAUCUCUAAUCAAAUCGUUAUUUCCCUCGGCCGCUUAGUUCGUUUUCUUUAGUUUUUUUUUCUUUUUUUUUUUUUUUUUCUCGCCCGAGUGUAAUGAUGCAGGAGCACAAAUCGUUUCUUAUAAGGGAUCUCCUGGGGGAUGUUCUGUCCGAGCGGGUGCACGAUUCGGAGGAUGAUUCGGCCGUUCAUUCCGAUUCCGAAGACACGAUCGAUCCUGGAAGCAGUCCAUGCACUCGAUUAGAAAGUCCUCCUCCAGCUCUGUCGCCAUCCCCGGCACCAACAACUUCCGGCAAGUCCUGCAGUACGACCAAUGGUCCGCCAAGCGGUAGGAAGCCCAGAAGAAGACGAACGGCCUUCACCCACGCUCAACUUGCUUAUCUGGAGCGAAAAUUUCGUUGUCAGAAAUAUCUGAGCGUCGCGGAUCGCAGCGACGUCGCCGACGCGCUGUCACUCUCCGAGACCCAAGUCAAAACUUGGUAUCAGAACAGAAGGACGAAGUGGAAGCGACAGAACCAACUGCGACUGGAACAGCUACGACAUCAAGCAACGGUGGAGAAAGAGUUGCUGGUGCGAGGAGUAGGACUCCAUCAUGGCAGCAUAGACGCUUAUUGUCCACCUUACAACGCUCAGACCCAAACGCAGAGUCAUCCGCCUCCACCGCCACCACCGCCGGCACCGUCGACCGCCUCUACAGCAGCGUUCCUCUCGACCGCUGCAGCUCUCUUCCGAAACGUUACCUACGUUCACGGAUGUCCCCUCUAACCCAGCCUAACGCCGCGGUUUCAGGACCGUUUCUGCCUUCCGGCCGCCCUCCUCUUUUCGAAACAUCCGCCUCGAACGUUUCAAGAUCGGCACCGUCGUUGGAAAUGGCUUCAAUUAGACCUCGAUGCACUCGUAUCUCUGAUCUUAAAUCAUCACGGUUCGCGGGAGUCGCUGGUCUUUUGCAUCGAAUUCUCCGGCAUGCGUUUCGCCACGUCGCUCGUGCGUGCGAGAGGAGUCUCAGAUCGAUUUGUUCGGCUAUACUUUGGAUACAGAUCACACGUGUAUCUCCGAGACAGUGAAGUGCACGAACUAUGAAACGACGUAAACACGAACAAAGAGAGACUCGUUUGCAAUAAUCGGGAUGUUUGGGAAGUUCUCCGUGACAAUUAGGGUGAAAUGUUUCGAGGAUACCGUGUUCCAUUUUGGAGUUGUUUCUCGUGUUUACUCCUGCAUGCGAGACAGUGUACAUAUGUAAUUACAAACUUGGUCGGUAGUCGUAGUCGGUUUAUUUUCGUUCACAACGACAAAAGGGAAAAGAGUAUACGAAAUGAAAUUGAGAAUCACCAUCGUGCGUGAACUUCCGCUUGUUUCCAGUUUAGCUAAGUGCAAACGCGUAAUAUCCACAUUCGGAAAAAUGUUCCUUUUCCUUCGGAACGAACGAAGUCUAGUUAAGUUGAUAGCCAGUCGAAUUCCGUAGAUGUGUCAUAGGCUCUUAGAAAACUAUAAUCGAGAAGGGGAUAGAAACGACAUUUACUAUGACGCGUGCGACGCUCCGGACGUACAUAUGUAGGUACGAUCGUUCUUCCCUGUUUUCUGCAAUCACUGGCCAAUUUUCAUUUAGAGAUCUAGUUCGCUGACGUUCACCGCUGAUAAAUAAUCGAUCACUUUCACCAGUUAACCGACAAUUUUUCGUCAACCGAUGAAUUCUUGUAGAUAAAUAAAUUAUCAUCGAA